This is a messenger RNA of Zychaea mexicana, 846 nucleotides long. RefSeq names its product RlpA-like double-psi beta-barrel-protein domain-containing protein-containing protein. The coding region runs from base 1 to 846 and encodes 281 amino acids. The record is from RefSeq and is a predicted model, not a curated record. NCBI's taxonomy places the organism in Eukaryota, Fungi, Mucoromycota, Mucoromycetes, Mucorales, Lichtheimiaceae. The transcript is spliced from 3 exons.
AUGGUCUUGGCCGCUCCAUUGCCUGUCGAACGUAAUUCGUUGCGUAAGCGUUGCCAUAGCGCCGAUCGUCACCAAAGUAAUGCUGGUUAUUACGAGGAAGGAUCGAAGCAUAGCAACGAAAAGAGCGAUGACGAAGAUGACGACGAACACAAGCCUCGUGGUCACCAUCACCAAGAUGACAACGACGAACAAGAGUAUCCUGCUACUACCACUACCACUACUCCUGUAGCCAAGGAAACACACGAUGUCACUACUACGACCAAGGAAUAUGAACCUGAAUACACCACUACAACAACUACUGAGGAACCCAAGCCAACAACGCACCACACGACAACUACUACUGAGGAGCCCGAGCCAACAACAACGCACACGACAACUACUACUGAGGAGCCCGAGCCAACCACUACCCACACUACUACUACAACUACCGAAGCACCAGAGCCAACGACAACGACUACCACUACCACCACAACCACCACAACCACAACCGAGGAAGCCGAAGAGACAGGUAGCAGUGGCAGCAGCAGCAGCGGUGGAGGUGGCGAUUACUCUGGUGAAGGAACUUGGUACACCGUCGGCUUGGGCAGCUGUGGCCAGACAAACAGCAACUCUGAAUACGUUGCUGCAUUGAACCAAAUUCAGAUGGAGAACGGUGAUAAUCCCAACGACAACCCUAAGUGUGGUGACAAGCUUAAUAUCUCUGGUCCUAAUGGCUCUGUCACGGUCACUAUCGUUGAUACGUGCCCAACCUGUGCCUAUGGUGAUGUCGAUUUGAGCCCUGCAGCUUUCACUGAGCUCGCUGAUUUGAACGAUGGUCGUAUCGACAUCUCUUGGAGCUUUGCUUAA